This is a messenger RNA of Empidonax traillii (willow flycatcher), 2316 nucleotides long. RefSeq names its product zinc finger and BTB domain containing 5 (gene ZBTB5). The coding region runs from base 85 to 2208 and encodes 707 amino acids. Gene Ontology annotation, biological process: regulation of transcription by RNA polymerase II. The record is from RefSeq and is a predicted model, not a curated record. Gene Ontology annotation, molecular function: DNA-binding transcription factor activity, RNA polymerase II-specific; protein binding; RNA polymerase II cis-regulatory region sequence-specific DNA binding. Lineage: Eukaryota; Metazoa; Chordata; Aves; Passeriformes; Tyrannidae. The transcript is spliced from 2 exons. Gene Ontology annotation, cellular component: nucleus.
GGCGGAGAGAGGGAGGGCGGCGGGGCCGUGGGAGCCGGUGACCCCCCCGUCGGGGCGGGACCGGGGCUCUCCGGGCUCCUCUGUAUGUCCCGCGAGCGGCACAGAACGGAGUCUCCGGCUGUUUUUACCGGUGCUGAGGCAGCGCUGGGAUGCAGGUGCUGCCCUGAGAGGGACACAGAACUUGUAUGUUCCAGGAUCAUGGAUUUCCCAGGACACUUUGAGCAAGUCUUCCAGCAGCUCAAUUACCAGAGGCUCCAUGGCCAGCUCUGUGACUGCGUCAUCGUGGUGGGGAACAGGCACUUCAAGGCGCACCGCUCCGUGCUGGCUGCGUGCAGCACCCACUUCCGCGCGCUGUUCACGGUGGCCGAGGGGGACCAGACCAUGAACAUGAUCCAGCUGGACAGCGAGGUGGUGACGGCCGAGGCCUUCGCCGCGCUCAUCGACAUGAUGUACACCUCCACGCUCAUGCUGGGGGAGAGCAACGUGAUGGACGUGCUGCUGGCCGCGUCCCACCUGCACCUCAACUCGGUGGUGAAGGCCUGCAAGCACUACCUGACCACGCGGACGCUGCCGCUGUCGCCGCCGAGCGAGCGCGCGCAGGAGCAGAGCGCGCGGCUGCAGCGCUCCUUCAUGCUGCAGCAGCUGGGGCUCAGCAUCGUCAGCUCGGCGCUGGGCUCCUCGCAGGGCGCCGAGGAGCCGCCCGGCCCCGUGCGGGGCGGGCUGGAGCAGCGCGCCGCCUUCCCCAUGCGCCGCCUGCACAAGCGCAAGCCGCCCUCCGAGGAGCGCGCCCGGCCGCGCGUCCGGCCCGCCAUGGAGGAGCCCGGCGCCGACGUGGCCGCAGAGGGCGGCCAGCCCGUCCACUCGCGCGAGGAUUUCUUCUCUCCGGACUCGCUGAAGAUUGUGGACAACUCCAAGGCUGACGCCGUUGCCGAUAACCAGGAGGACAACACGAUCAUGUUUGACCAGUCUUUCGGUGCUCAGGAGGAUGCUCAAGUGCCCAGCCAGUCAGACAACGGCGGGGCAAAUAUUUCCCAGAUGUCCAUGGCAUCCCAGGCCACACAAGUGGAGACCAGCUUUGACCAGGAGGCUGCUGCUGAAAAGAGCAACUUCCCGUGUGAGAAUCAGGAGGUCAGCCUGAACGAGAAGGAGCACAUGAGGGUGGUGGUGAAGUCUGAGCCCCUGAGCUCCCCAGAGCCCCAGGAUGAGGUGAGCGAUGUCACCUCCCAGGCAGAGGGCAGUGAGUCUGUGGAGGUGGAAGGAGGAGUGGUGAGUGCAGAGAAGAUCGAGCUGAGUCCUGAGAGCAGCGACCGCAGCUUCUCUGACCCGCAGUCCAGCACCGACAGGGUGGGAGACAUCCACAUCAUGGAGGUGUCCAACAACCUGGAACACAAGUCGUCUUUCAGCAUUUCAAAUUUUCUCAAUAAAAGCAGAGGCAGUGGCUUUGGAGCCAGUCAAAACAGCGACGACAACAUUCCCAACACCACCAGUGACUGCAGGAUGGACAGCGACACCUCUUACCUGAUGAGCCCGGAGUCGGGGCCUGCUGGUGGCCACUCGUCCGCCACUGUCUCCCACGUGGAGAACCCGUUCAGCGAGCCCGCAGACUCCCACUUCGUGAGGCCCAUGCAGGAUGUGAUGGGUCUGCCCUGCGUGCAGAGCUCGGGGUACCGGGCAGCGGAGCAGUUUGGCAUGGACUUCCCACGCUCAGGCCUGGGCUUGCACUCGCUGUCCCGGGCCAUGAUGGGCUCGGUGAGAGGCGGAGCCGGUGGCUUUCCCGGCUACCGCCGCAUCGCCCCCAAAAUGCCCGUGGUGACCUCUGUGCGGGGCUCGCAGCUGCAGGAGAGCUCGUCCGGGUCCCAGCUGCUGAUGAACGGGAGCACAUCCUUCGAGAGCGGGCACCUGUCGCAGCCCGGCCCCCCGCAGCUCACCAGGGCGUCCGCAGACGUGCUGUCCAAGUGCAAGAAGGCCCUGUCGGAGCACAACGUGCUGGUGGUGGAGGGGGCACGCAAGUACGCCUGCAAGAUCUGCUGCAAGACCUUCCUGACGCUCACGGACUGCAAGAAGCACAUCCGCGUGCACACGGGGGAGAAGCCCUACGCCUGCCUCAAGUGCGGGAAGCGCUUCAGCCAGUCCAGCCACCUCUACAAACACUCCAAGACCACCUGCCUCAGGUGGCAGAGCAGCAACCUGCCCAGCAGUUUGCUCUAGGGCGCUGGCCGGGGCCGCGGCGGCGGGGCGGGCGCACACUGCACGCGGUGGUGCCACACACACAGAGCUUGGCUCUGCCUUUGGGGAUAUCCGGUACUACCUCGCGGG